AUGUCAUUUUCAUCGAUUUAUAAAGUAUUCUUCAGGAGGAACGCGGUGUUUGUGGGGACCGUUUUUGCAUCUGCGUUUGUGUUUCAAGCGUACUUCGACUCCAGUAUAACGAAAUGGUGGGAGUCUCACAAUAAAGGUAAGUUGUGGGACGAUGUCAGGUUGAAAUUGGAAAACGGUGGAGACGGCGAUGACGACGAGUGA
Messenger RNA from Huiozyma naganishii CBS 8797, 201 nucleotides. RefSeq names its product ubiquinol--cytochrome-c reductase subunit 9 (gene QCR9). The transcript has 2 exons. Gene Ontology annotation, biological process: mitochondrial electron transport, ubiquinol to cytochrome c. The record is from RefSeq and is a predicted model, not a curated record. Bases 1 to 201 code for a protein of 66 amino acids. Lineage: Eukaryota; Fungi; Ascomycota; Saccharomycetes; Saccharomycetales; Saccharomycetaceae.